AUGUUCAAAAUUAAAUCAAAACUAUUUAAAAACUUAAUCAAAAUAACUAAUAUCAUGAAACGAGAAUCAAAGAAUAUAAAUUUCAAAUCCAUUUUUACAGAUGAACAAAAAAGUAGAAAUCCCGAGACUAGAAAAAAAAUCAAAAAUUCCCAAAUCAAUAUAAAUAGAAUCCAACAAGGUAAAGAAGCAUACAAUAGAAGCAAAAUCAGGAGGACUCGAAAACACGAACCACAACAGCAAGUAAUAAAAAAACAAAACAGCAGAGACAAUAGCAAUAGAGGAAGAAAUAAGAAAGAAAUUUGA
Macrosiphum euphorbiae (potato aphid) is the source of this 303-nucleotide messenger RNA. The record is from the annotation of a GenBank genome assembly. Lineage: Eukaryota; Metazoa; Arthropoda; Insecta; Hemiptera; Aphididae.